UUUAUCUUCUCUAGCGGGAUUCGAUUAUUUUGAAAUGCAUUCGACAUUGAUUCGGAAAUCACAUAACUAGAUUAUGUUGUAACAAUGUUAAAAGUGCAUAGAAGUGAGCGACACAAUUAAAAAUGUCCAAUUCAUAUCUAUUGGACUUCAUAGAAAAUUAAAGUUAAACAAUUCAAUCAAAAAUACUUGGCAUUCAAGAGGAUUACAGUGUUGAAAAUAAUUCAUAUCCCACUAUUUAUCAAUCAUUCUGCGGCAAUGUGUUCCAGCACAUCGUUAACCCUUGGAUUACUUUUCUUAGCUAUCUGCAGCCUGGUCCAGAGUCAUUUAAAUGUUUAUCUAAAUCUACAUGAGGUCAUGCGCCUAAUUGGUGUGUCUGCCGAAUUGUACUACGUACGCGAGGGCCAAGUCAAUGAUUAUGCCUUAAACUUUGCCGUUCCUGUGCCGGCGAACAUUAAUGAAAUAUCAUUUACAUGGCAGAGCUUGGCACAUAAUCCGCUGGCCUACAGUCUCAACAUAAUCACUUCAGAUCCGUCGGUGUUGCCGCGGCCAACAGUGAAUAUUUCGCGCAUAGGCGAAAUACCCUUAGAACCGCAGACAUUCGCCAUUGGCAUGAAAUGCUCCGGCCUUCGCGAUGCUGAGGUUGAAGUGACCAUAGCUGUGGAAAUUAUACUAGAUCAACAGACGCAUAACAUAACGGAUUUGGUGUUUAGACGUAAGAAAAAAUGUCAGGCCGGUCUGCAAGAGGAUAGUCACAACGAACCACACCAGAGUGUUGAGUUUAAUGGGGUUGGAGGCGUUGGUAUGCCACACAGUGGCUUGGGUGGCGAUGGAUUCAUGCACGACACAUCGUCUGUGGUUGACAGUACGCGCCUGGAGGAACACUCGUCAGAGGAUGGCGUCAACAAUCACCACCACAGUGAUAAUAGUGCCAAUACAGGUGGCAUGCCCAUGGGUGGAGGAAUAUUGCAUGAGUUUGAUCCCAUGUUGAAGGAGACAAUAGCUCCCCCAACUGGCAGUUUAAUAACAUUAAUAAUUGGCGUUGUUUUAGCUUUAAUCCUUGUGACAAUCUUAAUAUUGAUUGCUUAUUGUGCCAAGGGUCCAACAAAACGACCCAACCAUCAUGGAGUCCAUCUUAUAAAAACUGCCAGCUUUCAGCGAUUGCCCACCAUCUCCUCGACAGCGCACAAUUCUAUUUAUGCAUGUCCCUCCACCAUUACACCUACAUAUGCCACACUGACGCGACCCUUCCGGGAGUACGAGCAUGAGCCGGAAGAGUUUAGUCGACGUCUCAACGAAUUGAAUGUACAAAAGUGUCGCGUACGUCUCUCGUGUUUGCUGCAGGAGGGCACCUAUGGGCGCAUUUAUCGCGGUACUUAUAAUGACUGCCAGGAGGUCUUGGUGAAGACAGUGGCCCAACAUGCCAAUCAGAUGCAGGUGACUUUGUUAUUGCAGGAGGGCAUGAUGUUGUACGAAGCCGCUCAUCCCAAUGUUCUGUCCAUAUUGGGCGUAUCGAUUGAGGAUUAUACCACGCCCUUUGUUUUGUAUGCCGCUGCUAGCAACUCAAGAAACUUAAAAUUAUUUUUGCAAGAGCCAGCUUAUGCCCGAAGUGUGACCACCAUCCAGACGGUGUUGAUGUCAUCGCAGUUGGCCAUGGCCAUGGAGCAUUUGCACAAUCAUGGUGUAAUACAUAAAGAUAUUGCAGCAAGAAAUUGUGUCAUUGACGACCAGCUGCGUGUCAAACUUUGUGACAGCUCCUUAAGUCGCGAUUUAUUCCCUGGCGACUAUCAUUGCCUCGGUGACGGGGAGAAUCGUCCCAUUAAAUGGAUGUCACUGGAAGCUAUACAAAAGAAACAUUUUAAUGAAGGUAGCGAUGUGUGGUCUUUCGGUGUUCUAAUGUGGGAGAUGUGUACUUUAGCUAAGAUGCCUUACGCCGAAAUAGAUCCCUACGAGAUGGAACAUUAUCUCAAGGAUGGCUACAGACUCGCGCAACCAUUCAACUGUCCCGAUGAACUAUUUACUAUUAUGGCCUAUUGCUGGGCUUCACUUCCAACGGAACGGCCUUCGUUUGGCCAACUGCAAGUCUGUUUGUCGGAGUUUCACACACAAAUCACGCGUUAUGUGUAAAUCGCGCGUUGACUAAUUUCAACUUCUUUGUAAAUAUCUAGAAUUUAGUUUUAAGCGACGCGGCUGGCAAUGCUUUACACUGCAGCCAGCAGAAACAGAAUCAACCCUAAGACAAACAAAAGUAAAUUAUUUUUGUAGUUUGUAGAUAGUAUGCAACUCCUCAUCCCGUCCCAUUAACGUCUCGUCUUCUCCCAAAUGUUUCUCCUAAUUUGUAAUAUUACCAAA
This is a messenger RNA of Stomoxys calcitrans (stable fly), 2349 nucleotides long. RefSeq names its product tyrosine-protein kinase Drl (gene drl). Gene Ontology annotation, biological process: positive regulation of kinase activity; multicellular organism development; axonogenesis. NCBI's taxonomy places the organism in Eukaryota, Metazoa, Arthropoda, Insecta, Diptera, Muscidae. The transcript has 5 exons. Gene Ontology annotation, molecular function: ATP binding; protein kinase activity. Bases 256 to 2124 code for a protein of 622 amino acids. Gene Ontology annotation, cellular component: signaling receptor complex. The record is from RefSeq and is a predicted model, not a curated record.